Coniosporium apollinis CBS 100218 is the source of this 2049-nucleotide messenger RNA. RefSeq lists its product as uncharacterized. Gene Ontology annotation, cellular component: nucleolus. Gene Ontology annotation, biological process: DNA replication initiation. The record is from RefSeq and is a predicted model, not a curated record. Gene Ontology annotation, molecular function: chromatin binding. NCBI's taxonomy places the organism in Eukaryota, Fungi, Ascomycota, Dothideomycetes. The coding region runs from base 1 to 2049 and encodes 682 amino acids. The transcript has a single exon.
AUGCCACGCCUACCAGCGGCGAAGCGCCGGCGCAUAACACCGCCCGACUCUGAUCCUGCAUCGUCGGAAGACGCUUCACCAGUCGCCGCAGAAUUCUCUCGUAACGCGGCGCAAUGGAACCUAGAGCAAGACUACGAGAACCGGCCGCGCAAACUAGGAAAAAAAGGCAAAGAGAGCUCCCGCCUGCCCAUCAAGACCGCAGAAGGGUGGAUAGCGCCAGCACCAGAGCCCACCACAGCAGAAGACGAAGAUGCGGACAGCUUCCUAGGCUCCGGCGCCUCAGACGAAGAAGCGACAGACUCCGACGCCGAGGCAGAAGAGGCAGUUGAGGAAAAGCCGAAAGUCUCCCAAAGACAGCAGAUCAUCGAGGCGAAAGAAGAGUUAGCGCGGCUCGCUGCCCUCGUCAACGAGGAUCCAGAGGAACAUGCGGGAUCGCUGCGGGCGAUGGCGCAGAUAGGCGCGUCGGCGAAUGUCACGGUCAAGAAACUGGCGCUGGCGAGCCAGUUGGCGGUGUAUAAGGACAUCAUCCCGGGAUACAGGAUACGGCCGCUCUCGGAGGAGGAUAUGAAGACGAAAGUCUCCAAAGACGUCCGGAAACUGAGGAACUACGAGCAGUCGCUUGUCGGAGGGUACCAGAGCUACGUGCGGGAGCUGGCGCGAUAUGCAAAAGGUAGCAAUCCGGGUGCGUCCGAGGACGUGGCUAGUCUGGCUGCUGUGGCCAUCAGCUGUGCUUGCAAUCUGCUGGUUUCGGUGCCGCAUUUCAAUUUUAGGGGAGAGAUUCUCAAGAUUCUGGUCGACAAGCUGAGCGUCAAGAGAGUGGACGACGACUUCGUCAGGUGCCGGGAGACAUUGGAAACCCUGUUCCGGAACGACGAAGAUGGUAACGCUUCGCUGGAAGCGGUGGGGAUGCUCACGAAGAUGAUCAAGGCACGGAGCUACAACGUGGACGAAAGCGUUCUAAAUACCUUCCUGCAUCUUCGCCUGCUAUCCGAGCUUGCUGUCAAGGGGUCCCAUACAAGCAUAGAUAGCCCCGAAGCUGACGACGACUCCAAGAAAGGCAAGAAGCUCAGAGAGAAGCGCGAGUUUAGGACAAAGAAGCAGCGCAAGCUCGCAAAAGAGAACAAAGCCAUAGAGAAGGAGAUGAAGGAGGCGGACGCCGCAGUAAGCCACGAGGAGCGUGACCGGAUGCAGUCUGAGACGCUGAAGCUGGUCUUCGCGACCUACUUCCGCGUACUCAAGGCGCGGAGGCCUGCCCUCAUGGGCGCCGUGCUCGAGGGGCUCGCGAAAUACGCCCACCUCAUCAACCAAGACUUCUUCGGCGACAUCCUCGAAGCACUGAAAGACCUCGUCUCCAGCGCGGAAACGUCGCACAACGCCGACGACGCCACCGAAGACGACCGCGACGAAAGCGACGUCUCUCGAAACGUGACCCGCGAAUCCCUCCUCUGCGUAAUCACAGCCUUCGCCCUCCUCCAAGGCCAAGACGUCUCCAAAGCCGCCUCGACCCUGCACGUCGACCUCAGCUUCUUCAUCGCGCAUCUCUACCGCACCCUCUACCCGGUGUCGCUGAACCCGGAUAUCGAGCUCAGCGCCAAGUCCGCUCGCCUCCCCGACCCGCACGCCCCUGAUUCAGCAUCAGCGCCAUCCUCGAACAAGAUAAACAUACAAACCACAACUGUCCUCCUCCUGCGCUCCCUCUCCUCCGUGCUCCUCCCCCCGCAAGCCCUGCGCUCCGUGCCCCCAACCCGCAUCGCUGCCUUCACGAAGCAGCUCCUAACCGCCUCCUUACACCUGCCAGAGAAAUCCUGCACGGCGAUGCUGGGCCUGCUGGGCCGGGUGACGAAGGUGCAUGGGGCUAAGAUCGGGGGAAUGUGGUAUAGCGAGGAGAGGAGGGGGGAUGGGGUCUUUGAUCCGCUGAGGGGGGAGGUCGAGGGGAGUAAUCCGUUUGCGGGGACGGUGUGGGAGGGGGAGAUUUUGAGGUGCCAUUUUUGCCCCGGGGUCAGGGAGGCGGCGAGGGGGGUGGAGAGGAAUGUUUUGGAGUCGAGGUAG